Messenger RNA from Coregonus sp. 'balchen', 13237 nucleotides. The record is from the annotation of a GenBank genome assembly. NCBI's taxonomy places the organism in Eukaryota, Metazoa, Chordata, Actinopteri, Salmoniformes, Salmonidae.
AUGGUGAUCUUCGGAGCCAUCUUCCUCCUGAUGACCCUCCUCAUCCUCUAUAGCUCCAACAGCGGCAAUGACAUCAGUCCCUUAUACAGUCCCUUCAGGGCGUCCAUGCCUCAUCACGCCAUCAAGGUCACCGACCUCAAGAAAUGGGCGGGGAAGGAGGGCUAUGUUGCUGUCUAUGGAAACAAGGUAACUCGCACUCAGGGUUGGAAUUACAAAGAAAAUCUAUGGAACCUCUAUUUAAUCCAGGAGACCUGGUCAAGAAGGCCACUCCAAUAUAAAACACAUGGGAGCUCAACCAAAAAUACGUAUUUGAAACACCUUUUCAACGUCUUGUGCUCAUAGGGCAGAACAAGCAUGUAAUCAGAACAUGUAGUACACUACAAACAGGUAAGUUUAGUCAUCUAGGGAAAUAUAGUAUUGUUUCUAACAAAGAUAUCUACAUAUAUUUCAGGAUGUUGUGUAUCCCUCAAGAAUUCAUGUGAACAUUACAGUUUUGAAAACAAAGCUUGUCCCCCCCUGGGUAUGGGGUAAAUUGAGCUGUGGGACAGGGAAAUUUAAGCUGCCUAGAAAUUUCAGUACUGAAUUAAGUAUUACCGCUACCAUGUAUAUCUUUAUUUCCCAAACACAAUUCAACACAAUCACAACCACUUUUUUGUUUUUUUAAUAAUUUGAAUCAUUUUUUUAACACAGGCUUAACACGUAACAAACAUUUUGUACUUUUUUAAACGCUUUUAACAUAGGCCCUGUUGUUACCUCAAAUCCCAGUGAUAAUGCCUUGCAUUACACCUGGGUAGAAAACACUUCAAUUUGAUCAACUUGCCAUUGGUUCAACCAUUGGCUCAAUUUACCCCAUGGCCAUUGGCUCAACUUACCCCCAGGCAAACAUUUUGACUAUAUUAGCCCGCACAGUUAAAAGUAUGCACUUGUCAUACUUGAGUAAAAGUAAAGAUACCUUUUAAAAGAAAAUGACUCAAGUAAAAGUGAAAGUCACCCAGUAAAAUACUACUUGAGUAAAAGUCUAAAAGUAUUUGGUUUUAAAUAUACUUAAGUAUCAAAAGUAAAUGUAAUUGCUAAAAUAUACUUAAGUAUCAAAGGUAAAAGUAUAAAUCAUUGCAAAGCUUAUAUUAAGAAACCAGAUGGCACAGAUUUUUUAUUUAUUUAUUUAUGGAUAGCCAGGGGCACACUCCAAUAAUCCAAAAUAAUUUACAAAUGAAGCAUUUGUGUUUAGUGAGUCUGCCAGAUCAAAGGCUGUAGUGAUGACCAUGGAUGUUCUCUUGAUAAGUGUGUGAUUUGGACAAUUUUCCUGUCCUGCUAAGCAUUCAAAAUUUAACAAGUACUUUUGGGUGUCAGGGAAAAUGUAUGGAGUAAGAAGUACAUGAUUUUCUUUAGGAAUUUCAGAGGAGAAGCCCCGUGUAGCUCAGUUGGUAGAGCAUGGUGCUUGCAACGCCAGGGUUGUGGGUUUGUUUCCCACAGGGGGCCAGUAUGAAAAAUGUAUGCACUCACUAACUGUAAGUCGCUCUGGAUAAGAGCGUCUGCUAAAUGACUAAAAUGUAAAAGUUGUAAAAAAUAUAAAUAGUAAAGUACUGAUAUCCCCAAAAACUACUUUAAAGUAGUAUUUUAAAGUAUUUUUACUUAAGUACUUUACACCACUGCAAGGAUGCACUUUCAUGCUAGGUUUAGGACCUCAUAUUGAAGCUUAUAGAGACCCCAACAAUCUUAAAAUGAUCUACUUUAGUUUUGAUACACAAUAAAUUCAUUUGACUUAGUGAAAAUCCGUUUUUUGGACCUAACUUGCUUACCACUUUUUCCAUGUGAUUUCUUCCUUCACAGGCUCCAUGAAAUUACCUCUUCCUAAAUAUUUGGUGAAAUUAUUAAUUUUGUGUAUGGUUUCCUAUUAACAAGAGUGGCUCAAUGUAUCCCUUUAGCUCAACUUACCCCACUCUCCCCUACAGUAAGCUUACCCACCAUAAUAAUAUGGUGGUAAUAAUAAUAUUAAUAUUAUUUUAUUUAACUAGGCAAGUCAGUUAAGAACAAAUUCUUAUUUACAAUGACAGCCUGCCAAAAGGCAAAAAGGCCUCCUGCGGGGACGGUGGCUGGGAUUAAAAAUAAAAAUAUAGGACAAUACACACAUCACGACAAGAGAGACACCAGAACAUUACAUAAAGAGAGACCUAAGACAACAACAUAGCAUGGCAGCAACACAUGACAACACAGCAUGGUAGCAACACCACAUGACAACAACAUUGUAGCAACAACAUGGCAGCAGCACAAAACAUGGUACAAACAUUAAUAUGCAGGGCACCCUUGUAACAAUCUGUAUUACAUAUAAAAGUAAUUCCACCCACAAGCCUAGAAACAUUCAUAUUUGCUUCCCCCAAAGGGUUCAAAUAAUCUUGGUCAAGUCAGCUAUUUUUAGUGCACCUCCAAAAGUCAAGGUGUAAUUUGAACCCUGUUCCGCUCACACUUGCAGCAUCAAGUUGUAUUGGUGGAUAAAAAAUGCUUGACACUGGCUAAAUGUAGCUAUGUACUGCAUGAUUCAUAGAAACAAUCAUGCACAGCCAAAAAAACAUCCCAAGUUCAAAAUUAAGUAAAAAACUUCACUGCCCUAGUGGAAAGUCUGUACGGCUGUGUGAUGUUGUAUAACUGUGGUGUGCUUGUUUACCGUACAUGUGAAGUGCAGUGUAUGUUCAUAUUUGUGCAUGGGUCUACCAUUAAGGGAUACAUGUGGUCCUCUGUAGCUCAGCUGGUAGAGCACGGCGCUUGUAACGCCAAGGUAGUGGGUUCGAUCCCCGGGACCACCCAUACACAAAAAAUUUAUGCACGCAUGACUGUAAGUCGCUUUGGAUAAAAGCGUCUGCUAAAUGGCAUAUUAUUAUUAUAUUAUUAUUAAAUGAGUCCCUUUUCUGUAGUGUAAAUUGGUGGGGAAAAAACACAUUUUAUUUCACCUAAUUUUUAUAUUCUGUCAUGACGAGCACAUGCUCAACUUAAUAAAAAAAAGGUUUUCCCAUCUCAAGAGAUACAAUUUAAAAAAUGACUAUAGUAAGUGCCUAUUAUGUGCCAAAUAAAGUAACAGGGUUGACUUUAAAUUAGCCAUAAAUCCCCUUGUGACAGGGGAAUGGAAGCUUCCCAGCUAGCACAUUUGGUUCCUUGGAAGUUGUGGGAACGUAUGUUUUUGGUUUUCCAUUGGUUCUGGGAACGAAGCAAUACGUUUCCUGACCGGUAAAACUGAGAAGAAAAAAUAUAGACGUUCUGAGGACGCAAGUGAAAAUCUGCUGUUCUGGGAAAGUAUUACUUUUAAUAAUACUGCUAGCUUAGUUUGGGUUAACUGUUUUGAACUCCAAGCACAGAUAGGACACAUGGAAAUUAAUUUGCUUUGGCAUUAAUCAUGCAAACAUUUAUUUUUUGUGUUCUCUUUCCUUGGAAUUAGUCCACUGCGCCACCAGGAUGGAGCUAGCGUGCCAUGUUUUUUAAACUCAUACAAAGCUGUUCAUUUUAGUCUAUUCAAACAGGCCCCUUUUCAAAGGAAAAAAAGCACUCAUUAGGAUCAGGUGUGGCCAACUGACCUGAACACACUUACCAACAUAAAGUUCAAGAGAUGUGUUGAAGCUGAGAACGGAAUAUAGGUUUUUAAAUAACAUUCUUAGAAUGUUCUUUGAACGUUACCAAUGUUUUCUAGUGUUUUUUUAUGGAAGUUUCUCAGCACAUUACUUUAAAUAGAACCAUGAGGAAACCUGUAGGAAACCUUAUGCUAAAGUAAUGAAAUUCCCACAGAAGAACGUUGUUUCUUAACGUUCUUGGAACAAUUUGAGAACACUACUUUAAAUAGAACCAUGAGGAAAUCUGUAGUAAACGUUAUGCUGAAGUACUGAAAUUCACACCUACAGUGCAUUCGGAAAGUAUUCAGACCCCUUCAUUUUUCAAAAUGUUGUUACAUUACACCCUUAUUCUAAAAUUGAUGAAAUUAUAUAUUUCUCAUCAAUCUACACACAGUACCUCAUAAAAAACAGAAAUAUCUCAUUUACAUAAUUAUUCAGACCCUUUACUCAGUACUUUGUUGAAGCACCUUUGGCAGUGAUUACAGCCUUGAGUCUUCUUGGGUAUGACGCUACAAGCUUGGCACACCUGUAUUUGGGGAGUUUCUCCCAUUCUUCUCUGCAGAUCCUCUCAAGCUCUGUCAGGUUGGAUGGGGAGCGUCUCUGCACAGCUAUUUUCAGGUCUCUCCAGAGAUGUUCGAUAGGGUUCAAGUCCCUCCAGAUAUGUUAGAUCGGGUUCAAGUCCGGGCUCUGGCUGGGCCACACAAGGACAUUCAGAGACUUGUCCCGAAGCCACUCCUGCGUUGUCUCAGCUGUGUGCUUAGGGUUUUUGUCCUGUUGGAAGGUGAACCUUCACCCCAGGUCCUGAAUGCUCUGGAGCAGGUUUUCAUCAAGGAUCUCUCUGUACUUUGCUCCGUUCAUCUUUGCCUCGAUCCUGAAUAGUCUCCCAGUCCCUGCCGCUGAAAAACAUUCCCACAGCAUGAUGCUGCCACCACCAUGCUUCACCGUAAGGAUGGUGCCAGGUUUCCUCCAGACGUGACACUUGGCAUUCAGGCCAAAGUGUUCAAUCUUGGUUUCAUCAGACCAGAGAAUCUUGUUUCUCAUGGUCUGAGAGUCCUUUAGGUGCCUUUUGGCAAACCUCAAGCGGGCUGUCAUGUGCCUUUUACUGAGGAGUGGCUUCCGUCUGGACACUCUACCAUGAAGGCCUGAUUGGUGGAGUGUUGCAGAGAUGGUUGUCCUUCUUGAAAGUUUUCCCAUCUCCACAGAGGAACUCUGGAGCUCUGUCAGAGUGACCAUCAGGUUCUUCUGACCAAGGCCCUUCUCCCCCGAUGGCUCAGUUUGGCCGGGCGGCCAGCUCUAGGAAGAGUCUUGGUGGUUCCAAACUUCUUCCAUUUAAGAAUGAUGGAGGCCACUGUGUUCUUGAGAACCUUCAUCCCUGCAUUUUUUGGUACCCUUCCCCAGAUCUGUGCCUCGACUCAAUCCUGUCUUGGAGCUCUACAGACAAUUCCUUCGACCUCAUGGCUUGGUUUUUGCUCUGACAUGCACUGUCAACUGUGGGACCUUAUAUAGACAGGUGUGUCUUUCCAAAUCAUGUCCAAUCAAUUUAAUUUACUACAGGUGGACUCCAAGUUGUAGAACAUUUCAAGGAUGAUCAAUGGAAACAGGAUACACCUGAGCUCAAUUUCGAGCCUCAUACCAAAAGGUCUGAGUACUUAGGUAAAUAAGGUAUUUCAGUUUAAUGUUUUAUACAUUUGCAAAAAUUUAUAAAAACCUGUUUUCACUUUGUCAUUAUGGGGUGUUGUGUGUAGAUUGAGGAAUUGUUUUUAUUUUAUCCAUUUUAGAAUAAGGCUGUAACGUAACAAAAUGUGGAAAAAGUCAAGGGGUCUGAAUACUUUCUGAGUGCACUGUAAGAAACAUAUGGUUCUCAGAACAUAAUGUGCUAGGCUAGCUGGAUUGUUUUGUGCAACAGGGAGGGGCAACUGAAUGGGAAUCUAUGGGUUUCUUAGAGCUUGGGAGGGGCAACUGUCUAUCUAUGGGUAACAGGGUUGACGUGUUAUGCUCGACCCACUCAGUUUUACACCACAAAACACCAGAAAAUUGCCAAAAAGAGUAGAAACAGCUCACCUGCUUUUACACAAUGAUUUGACAAUUAGAUGUUAAAUGUUUCAUUUAAUUUAUUUUAAAAAUAUAUAUUAAAACAAGAGUUUUUAGGGUUAAGUGGGUUCAAAUCUUCCGAGAAGUCACAGUGCACAGAGGGACUGUCACAACUUCUGCCGAGGCUGCCACCCCUCCUUGUUCGGGCAGGCUUCGGCGUUCGUCGUCACCGGUUACUAGCCACUGCCGCUCCAUAUAUCAUCAUUCCAUUUGUCUUGUCUUGUCAAUUAGUCUGUGUAGAAGUGUUCCCUCUGCCCCCUUGUCCUUGUGGGUGAUUGUUUUAUGUGAGUUGAGUGUAGCUCGGUGGAGCUACUCGUUCCUUGUAUUGCUGGGGUAGAUUGUUCCCCUGUGCCUGUAUUUUGUUGUCGUGUGGUGUCGAGAAAACGUUGCUAAUUAUGCUUUGAGACCAAGGAAAUCCGCUGACGCUGUACUUUGAUUAUAAAGGUUUAUUAUAUCAGAGUAUUUCAGCGUCAAUUUACAGAUAUCUGAAGACAUCUGGAGAAUAACCGGACCCCAAUCUGUAAUAUGUUAUUCUGUCCUCCUUUGUUUUAACCAAGUAUUUAUAUCCUAUGCCCUAUGUAACAUAAUAUGGCUGUUUUCCCAUACAGACCAAUCCCAGGAGGCCACCUAACAGACUUCCUCGGCUUUAGGGUGCCCCUAUAGAACUACUCCCCAGAUGCUCCUUUUAAGCUUAGUCAACAUCCUCUAAAACCAUUUGAAACCAUUAGCAAAGUCAUAAAUUCCUCAGAUACCACAUAUUCCCCCCUUCGAGACGAAUUAAGUCUCGAAAACAAAAAGAAUAGGUUUAUGACUAAUAAAAAAAAAUCUCUUAUUGAGUAACUUUUACAAUAAACCAAAAACACAUUUUUCUAUGGAGUGUAAAUACAUUUCUAUGAAAUAUGAACAAAUCUUUAUGGAGUGUGAGAGCGAAAAACCAGUCUGGCAGCUUUCUUUCCAAAUAUCCAUCAAUCAAUCAAGACAGUAAAAUUCUCUCACAGCCCCUCUGCCCCAGGCAACCACUUAAGUACUCCAGAUCAAUUCUUACAUCUUUAUCAAUGCAUUUUAAACUAUGAUGCAAUUUAAAUACACAUGAAAGCCUCAGCAAACAAAAUACAAUCAAAUCUGUCCACAUUCAGGCUGGUCAACCCAUCGGACCCUCCUGUGGAUUCUCUCUAUCCCUGCCUAGACCCAAUAUCCCUAAGCAUCCACAAAAUAAACAAAAACAUCUGGGAUCCCCACAUGUACCCAAUAACAGCAAACAUAAUUCUUCAAAAAUUAAUACAAAAAUAAUAUGACACAAAUUAUGUAUUACACAUACAAAUAUGUCUAUAUAUCAUUGCAGAUACUGGAAUGUAGUCCACUACACUUCAUCUCCUCAGCAGUGUCGACUUCAAAUUCAUCGUCGAUGAUGGAAUCUGAACAUCUCCACACCUUCCUUGUUCCACUUCCUCCAGUCCCUUCAUAUUGUCCCUUCAUAUUGUCCUUGUUUGAGUAUUUGAAUCCCCUCUACACAUUCCCCCAUAUGCUUCUGGAAGAAAAGAAAAGACCAAACAGUAUCUUUUGCAAAACAACACAUUCAAAUUAAAACAUCAAUAUCAACUAAAAAUAAUAUAUAAAAUAAUAUAUAAAAUGAAUCACAUACCAUUUACCCCAUACCAUUUCCCCCACUUCUUUAUCCAGAUAAUCAUCUGUGUUUAUCUUCAUAAUUGCUCCUUGUGGUCAAAAAUUAUUCAACAUAAGCUGAGUUGAACUUUCUUCAGUUGAAGACUCAACCAUUCCUCUGAGUUCAAUUCGGCAGCAUUCUUGAAAUACUUCAGCUGAGUUGAAAUGGAUAUUCCAGAAGCCUCGCAUCUGGCAUUUUUUCCCCUUAAAUUUCUUCCAUAUCUUAGCCUGCUUCAAAAAAUCUUCACUGAGAUUUCCAAUCCAGAAUACUGAAGACGAAUCCAUUUCUGUCAUCAUCAACAAUUGGUAAACCUUCUCCUUUGGCACUUCUACCAGACAGCCGUCUGGUGUACAUAUUAUUGUACAGUUCAAUUUCCACAAUGCAUCUCUUCCCAACAAUGCAAUAGGUAUAUGUUCUGAUACCAGUAUGGGUAUUUUAAUUUUCUCAUUUUCAUAGCAGAGCUCAAUUGGUUCCUUAAGAGUAAUCAACUGUUUUACUCCCUCAAAUCCCUAUCCUAAUUAGUUGAUUUGACAUAGUGAGAUGUGUAACCUCUUCAGGCUGAACACAGAUAAACCUUUCCACUAUCCAUCAUCACUUCCCAUAGUCCAUUGUUUAUUUUCACUUCAAUUGUUGGAUCUUUUUUCCUAACUGGUGCUACCAGCUGACACCCCCUUUCGGAUCUUCUAGGCACCCCUAGAAUCCUUGCUCCUUGUCCCUAUAAGGGUUCACCUGUCCUCCAGAUGAUCUUCACUUGCUCCUGUAUCUUCCUCUGAAAUUCUCUCUUGUGUUUCCUUCUGGCCCAUUACACUCACAGCAAAGUCACCAACCUGUCCACAAUCAUAACACACUUCUUAAGAUUGCUGGAAGUAUGGCUUAAAUCUCCCUCCUCUUCCUCUUUCUAAGCCUUUUCAUCCUCUUCCUCUCCAAUUCUUUCAGUCAAGAAACUAUCUAUGGAUAUGAAACAACUUGUACCACUAGUUGUGGCUGGUACAAUUGCAUUUGACCUUGUUCAGUUGAAGCCGUGGCAGUGAUUGUUGAUUUGGUUCACACUGAUUCUUCAUAACCAAAGCUUUUCUUCUCCUUCUUAUUCUCCCCCCGUUGUAUUUCAUCAAGUUUUCUGAGAGUUUCUUGGUCCUGUUCUUUCUAGUUGUUGACAUAUCGGUAUUCUUCAAAGGCUUAUAUUCUAAGUUCUGUCCUCGAAUGAUCACUGGCAUCAUCUUCUUACUUGUGCUCUCUUUCCUUUCCUCAAUGUAUUAUUCUUCUCCUCCAAUUCUUGGGAUCCUUUUCUCAGCAGUUUUUUCUUUUCUGUAUCUUCAGCUUCUUGAGUUGUUCUUCCAGUUCUCGUUGUCUCUUCUAAAUUAUUCCCCUUAUCCAGGCAUAAUACGCAUCAGUCUAUAUCUCUUUCUAUUUCUUCUUUACUAAUCAUUGUAGGAUAAAAUCCUCUUGAACAUAAAGCACCUUUAAUCUCCAAAUCUUCAUUGCUUUCUCCAUCUUCACUUUCCUCAGAGAUCGAAUCUCUAGUAUCCUUCUUCUUCCUCCAACUUCCUUCUAAUCACAGAGUCAUAUCCACCCAUGAUCUCUUCUCAAUCACUCUGAUCAUCAUCAUCUUCUUCAUCUUCAAGUUCCAUCUUCCUUAACCUCACUCCACCCUUAGUUUCCAGACAUAUUGUUUUCUUCUUACUUUUGGAGUUUUGGAUUCAUCUUUAUGGUCGUUUCUGCUUCUCCUCUCUCUAUUAUUCAAUCACUUUCAUCAUGUUGAUGAUGUCAGGGUUAAAAGUCCCUUCCACUAGCCAUGGUUGUUCAAUGUCAUGCCAACGUUUAUUCCCUUUUCCAGAUAACCUUGCAAUACCAUUAACUAAAGGAUUACUAUUUUGUACUACAUCAACAGGAGUAAUUACUUUCAUCGUUUUUAUGUCCUUUUUCCCCCUUGUAACAACUCUUUUAUAUUCCUUUAUUGUAAAUUAUUUCAUUAUUUUAGACUAUAUAGCCUAUAGUUCCCUCUUUUUUUCCUUCCCCAAACUAAUUAAUUAAUCAAUUAAUUUAUUCAUUUAUUCAUCAAUUUACUUAUUUAUUCAUUUUAUUUUAUUUUACCAAAUUAUUGAUUAGUGGCAAUCUUACCACAUCCAAUCAGGAAAGUAAAUGAAAGUAGUCACCUUAGAGCAACCCAAAAAAUAAAGACCUAUAAUCCUGCAACACUACAGUACUCACAAACCCCUUGCUUAAUAAGCACCCAAUUACCUUAGUUUUACAGAAUAAUGUCAGUACUCGAUUUCCCCUCAUCUCUAAUCAAACCCACUCAUGCACAAAAACUCAAAUGCAAUUCUUAAUUACAUCCAUUGAUCAGUCUGUUGCCAAGGUUUUGUCAAAUUGUCAUAACAUCAAAUAUGCUAGGCAACCAAAAUAUCCUCUAUGGGAAGGUACGUUUUGUAAAUAGAACAGUACUGGCCUUGAUUUGACUUGAUCCUGUUGCAGCACAUUCUGUCGCAUCCUCCUCCUUCUCGUCUCUCAUAUGACAAAAGAACAAAGAAACAGACAAUAAUUUAGUAGUUUAUGCACUCACUGAGUUAUUUCAACCAUUCAAUAUUCCUCUAGUCAUACUCGCUCUGAGAAAUAAGCAAACAACUUAACUCAAGAAUAGUAUAAAUAGCUCAAUAACAUUUUAUUUUAUUUAUUUUUAAUCCGUCAACAUCUCUCUCUCAUUUAUCAAUUCAAUAGAUCUCAAAUAGUUUCAUCGUUAACCAAAAGCCUAUUUAACAAAAAGAACAUUCCAUUCGUGUUCAAAUCCCCCACUCCUCUCUGUCUGCUCUGCUCUGAGUCUGCGUCUCCCAGCAACUCAGUGCAGGCAGAGGAGUGGCACAUUUGCUCUUACGUAACUCUAAAGUCAUAAAAUCACACGCAUGCGUAGUACAUUCACCAGUGCGAUUUCAGAGUGGAGAGGGCUCUCUCCCAGCUCUCUCCCAGCCUAAACAACAGAAAGUAGACAGUCCCGCUGUACUUCCUCUCUUUUACCCCCCCAUAGACAAACAGUAACACUUUAACAGAGCUCACAAACCAACAUAAAACAUUGAACACAAAUCCUACUUUCUUCUACACACAUACACAUACAUACAUACAGUUUAAGAGGCUUAUCCCAUUCCUAUGGACCCCUAAGGCAGUAUGCUACCUCCAUUGCGCCGUAUAAUUCCAUUGUUCCUAAAUUUCUGCUACCACGAGUUCCGCGGACAUCCGAUGAGCGGUCACAUCAAUCAUAUAAUUCGUCAACCAUACGUUGAGCGGUAACUUGCAACCGAAUAUAUAUAUAUAUAUAUAUAUAUAUAUAUAUAUAUAUAUAUACCACAACCUCAAGCCCCCUAGGACUUACCUAAAUACACCUGACGUGCUUUUAGGAUUUUCGGCCCAUCCUAAUGAUCGCCUCCUUAGAGGGCUUCCAUAGAUUCGCAAUGGCCUAAUUUGUAUACAUUUACCUUAGUUCCUGGCCUUAUUCCUUCAUUGUAUUCUUUUUGAAUUUUAUUCAAGCAAAAUAUCCCUAUAGACACUCCCCCCUUUUUGCGUUGCUUUCAACGCAAACAAAUUUAGAACAGACUCCUAUCCCACAGCAAAUAACAGCAAAGCACACACGCAAGUUCUUAACGGUGCAUUCAUUCAACGCACACACACAGACACACGAACUGACCAGUGCCCAAAGUAGUGAGAAAACUCACCCUUAUCUGCCGGACUCUGGAGCGAAAGUCAGCUCGGCGCCCAUGAAUGGAACGCUGGGAAAAGAUGCAACACGACCAAAUACCUCGUCGCCAUUUUGUGGUGUCGAGAAAACGUUGCUAAUUAUGCUGUGAGACCAAGGAAAUCCGCUGACACUGUACUUUGAUUAUAAAGGUUUAUUAUAUCAGAGUAUUUCAGCGUCAAUUUACAGAUAUCUGCAGACAUCUGGAGAAUAACCGGACCCCAAUCUGUAAUAUGUUAUUCUGUCCUCCUUUGUUUUAACCAAGUAUUUAUAUCCUAUGCCCUAUGUAACAUAAUAUGGGUGUUUUCCUAUACAGACCAAUCCCAGGAGGCCACCUAACAGACUUCCUCGGCUUUAGGGUGCCCCUAUAGAACUACUCCCCAGAUGCUCCCUUUAAGCUUUGUCAACAUCCUCUAAAACCAUUUGAAACCAUUAGCAAAGUCAUAAAUUCCUCAGAUACCACAGUCGCUAUCCAGCGCUAUCCAACUGUGUACGACGGAAUAAACUCUGUAUUCGGUGAUUUACCCCCCUGCGCCUGACUCCUUCUAAUCACACUCAUCACAGGGACAUACAUUUUGGCAAUUAAGCAUGUCAUUAUUCAUAUACAAAUCUGAUUUAUUGAAUUUUCCAUGUGGUCUAUAUUAAAGGGCACUUCAUUUAUUAUAGCAGGCUUUUAAAAUCCAAUAUUGGUGCACAAUAUCUACUUAAAAUAUCAUUUCGUGGAACGACCCGCAUUAGAGAAUGAUAUACUGUAUAUAUUUUCUGACAUUUAUCCAUUCCCUCUCCAGAAUAUGACUCUGCACUGCCACCAUUGUGCCCUGGUGACCAGCUCCAGCCACGUGCUGGGUAGCAGGGCCGGACCGGAAAUCGACCGCACCCAGUGCGUGAUCCGCAUGAACGACGCCCCCACCACAGGGUUCGAGCGUGACGUGGGCAACCGGACCACUCUCAGAGUGGUGGCCCACUCCAGCGUGUUCAGGGUGGUCAGGCGGCCCACCGAGUUUCUCAACCGCACGGAUCAUAGAGCAAACUCUACAGUCAUAUUCUGGGGACCGCCCACCAAGAUUGGUAGAGAGGCUAAAGGAACGCUGUACCGUCUGAUCCAGAGAGUGAGCAUGACCUACAGUAACCUGUCCAGCUUCACAAUCACGCCCAGCAAGAUGCACAAGUUUGAUACGCUCUUUCAGAAAGAGACGGGGCGAGACAGGUGGGUAACAGGGAUGAAGGUGGGAAUGGGGACAGAACAAUGGUGAUAAUGCUACAUUAAUUCAAUUCAGUUUAAAAUCAUGAAAUUCCAAUUCAAAAUGGAAUUCAGCUUAAAUAAUGAAUGCAAAUUCUAAUUACAUUUCUUAGUGAUGAUGAUCACAAUAUGGGGAUUUUCCUGGAAUCUAAUGAAAGAAAUGCCCCUAUCAAGAAAUACAAAUGCUCUUAUUAAUUACAUUUUUUUUCCUCAAACAUUUUAUCCUACGGUUUCCUUCCAAAGAGCGAAGUCUCAGUCCUGGUUGAGCACCGGUUGGUUCACCAUGGUGAUCGCUAUAGAGAUGUGUGACAAUAUUAAAGUGUACGGGAUGGUUCCACCCAGUCACUGUGGGUGAGUAUGAACAAGGUUAAACAAUGAUAAAUCACUAAUAGCAAUCUAUCAAGCACUUAAAUCAAGCUAUUACAUUGUGUAAUCAUAAAUUUGUUCAGUGAGCAAAUAGUUAAUCUAUAAUACUGAUUAUUAUGAAACUAUUGUCUGCAAUUGACAGGAUUGCUUGUACGCAAUGUAACAUUAUGUAUUAUGAUUGUGUUUCAAUGAAAGAAGCAUGACGAAGACUUUUGGGUUGAAACGUUGCACUAUAAAACAGCGAGGGGAGCAUUCGACAAUGUGCGGGUAUCUAUCUUUCUUGUCUACGAAGGAGCCAUAGUUAUUGCUACCCAUUAUGUAUGCUGGUUGUCUUGCAGCACAUUGUCAAUGCAAUCAUUUGUUACGCCCCUUCUCCCAGAAAAAAGCCCCAGCCCAAGAAGAUGCCCUACCACUACUACAAGCCCAGGGGCCCAGAAGAGUGUGUCACCUACCUGCAGAACGAGAAGGGCCGAAAGGGGCCCCACCAUCGGUUCAUCACGGAGAAGCAGGUGUUUGCACAUUGGGCCAAGAAGUAUAAUAUCACCUUCACUCACCCCAUA